UUCUCGUAUAUAGUCACAGAAACGAACAGAUAUGCUGAAUCGUAUUUAGCGAAUGUGGAACUUACACCUUCUUCUAGAGUUCUGAAAUGGAAUGACACAAAUAUUCCAGAGAUGAGGAGAUUUAUUUCCCUUUUAUUGUUGCAAGGUAUAGUUCAAAAGCCCGUGGCGAAAUGGUUUUGGUCGAAAAGGCCAAUUUUAUCUACGCCAUUUUUUGGAAAAAUUAUGAGCGAGUUAAAAUAUGGACUUUUAAUGAAAUUUCUACAUUUUGAGAACAGUGACGAUUUCGAUGAAAAAUUACAUCCGAACCCUAAACUUCGGAAAAUUUUUAAAUUACAUGAUAUGCUUGUACAAAGAUUUAAAUCUAUUUAUGUACCUAAACCGGAGAUAUCUGUGGACGAAUCUCUAAUUGCUUAUAAAGGUCGUUUGAGUUGGAAACAAUUCAUUCCAACCAAACGCGCUCGCUUCGGAAUAAAAUUGUUUCAGCUGUGUGAAUCUGAAAGUGGAUACAUUUGGAACUGUUUCAUAUAUACAGGAAAAGGCACCAACUUUCACGAUGCCUACAAUGAUUAUGGUCUUUCUACAAAAAGCGUGAUGACUCUUCUUCACGAAUUAAAAGGAAAAGGAUACUGUUUAUCAACAGAUAAUUAUUAUACCUCGCCAGAACUGGCAGAAUUGUUGAUACAAAGCAAAACUGACAUUUGUGGAACUCUAAGAUCCAACCGAAAAGGUUUACCCGCAUCUCUAAAAAGCUUAAGUGUAAAGAAAGGAGAAAUAGUCGGUUUUCAAAAAGGUAAAAUGUGUGUAAUGAAAUGGAAGGACAAAAAACCACUUCUUAUGCUUAGUACUUUCCAUAACACAGAAAUGAUGGAAGUGCAGUCUAAGAAAAAUUCCGAUGUGAAGAUAAAACCUAAAGUGGUAGUAUUUUACAAUUCUUCUAUGGGUGGUGUGGAUAGAUCAGAUCAGUGUCUAUCCUACUACCCUGUUGUCAGAAGUCAGCAGAAAAAAUACUACAAGAAGAUUUUCCGGCAUUUGUUAAAUCAAGUCGUAUGGAAUUCUUUCAUAAUUUUCAAAAAGAAUGGUGGGACAUUAAAUCAUGUUGGCUUUCGAAUGAAAUUAAUUGAACGAUUAAUCGAAGAAGGAAACACUUAUCCUGAUAUUCACAAUUUUAUCACCCCUAAAGGAUCAGAAAAUGUAGCUCGUUUCGUUGGGCGACAUUUUCCUUCAUAUGUGCAAAAAGAUAGUACUAAAAAGAGAAAAUCAGUGCGAAAAUGUGUUGUAUGCUGUCUUCAACAAAAUGACAAUGGAAAGCGCAUUCGAAGAGAGACACGAUUUGAAUGCAAAGACUGCGAUGUUGGUUUGUGUGCAGCACCAUGUUUUGAAAGAUAUCAUACAGUGUCUCUAUUAUAA
Argiope bruennichi is the source of this 1407-nucleotide messenger RNA. Its product is annotated as piggyBac transposable element-derived protein 4-like. The record is from RefSeq and is a predicted model, not a curated record. The transcript has a single exon. The coding region runs from base 112 to 1407 and encodes 431 amino acids. NCBI's taxonomy places the organism in Eukaryota, Metazoa, Arthropoda, Arachnida, Araneae, Araneidae.